AGGGGCAGGGGGAGGUGAUGAGAGUGAGAGAGCCGCGAGAACCGAUUUAGGAUUGUGGGAGGGAUUAAAAAUGAGAUCUUGAGUGAAUGUGGGGAGGGGCUAUAGGAAAGAAAAGUUUGAAUGGGCUUUGGAAUCGCAGGUUCAUUGAAUCGCUCUGGGAAUUCUGGUUCCAUCUGUGAAUGAACAUUACGGGUGUUUUACUGAGGUCUCCGGUUGGCUUUCCUUCUUUACGAACCAUAACCCUCUUUUCGUCUGACCAAUGCCUAUCGGAUGUGCUUCUUUCUAAUCGCAGCAUCUUGGAGUCUUACGGGCGUAAAAGCGAUUUAAUUGUUACAGUAACACCUGAUUGUGUGCGUUCAGGAGAGAAUGCCCCAGACGCCCACUCUUGUAGCUAUGUUUGACAGCAGCUGUUUCCAUCGGAACUUGUAUCAGUCCAAAGAAGAAAGUUGUUCAGACCUGUAUUACCAAGAUAACAACCUGCUUUCUGGGUCUCUGGAAGCACUCAUCCAACACUUAGUGCCAAACGUUGAUUACUAUCCAGAUAGAACAUACAUCUUCACCUUCCUGCUGAGCUCUAGACUUUUUAUUCACCCUUCUGAGUUGAUGGCCAGAGUCUGUCAUGUAUGCAUGGAGCAGCAGCGAUUGAAUGAACCUCGGUUAGAUAAGAGCCAAGUUCGUAAAAUUGCCCCCAAAAUUCUCCAGCUGCUAACUGAAUGGACUGAUACAUUCCCAUAUGAUUUCAGGGAUGAGCGAAUGAUGCGAAAUCUGAAGGACACAGCUCAUCGAAUAACAAAUGGGGAUGAGAUGUACAGAAAAAAUGUGCAGCAGAUAAUGCAGAAUCUUAUUCGGAAGUUAGCUGCACUGACUCAGUACGAGGAGCUCAUUACAAAAAUUAAUGCACAGUCUACUGAUCGCAUGACAGUCCUGAAAACCAAACCACAGUCCAUACAAAGGGACAUCAUCACUGUGUGUAGUGACCCCUACACAGUAGCACAGCAACUCACCCACAUAGAGUUGGAGAGACUAAGUUACAUUGGACCAGAAGAAUUUGUUCAAGCAUUUGUGCAGAAGGAUCCAUUAGACAACAAUGAGAACUGCUACAGUGACAGAAAGAAAACACGCAACUUGGAAGCCUAUGUGGAAUGGUUUAACCGGCUUAGCUACUUGGUUGCCACUGAAAUCUGCAUGCCUGUGAAAAAGAAACACCGCGCUCGAAUGAUAGAGUUUUUCAUUGAUGUAGCUCGAGAAUGCUUCAAUAUUGGAAACUUUAACUCUCUGAUGGCAAUACUAUCUGGCAUGAAUAUGAGUCCUGUGUCCCGACUCAAGAAAACAUGGGCAAAAGUCAAGACUGCCAAGUUUGACAUCCUUGAGCAUCAAAUGGAUCCUUCUAGCAAUUUUUACAAUUACAGAACAGCUUUGCGAGGGGCAGCUCAAAGGUCUCUAACAGCUCACAGCAACCGUGAGAAGAUUGUAAUACCAUUCUGCAGUUUGCUUAUUAAGGAUAUAUACUUCCUGAAUGAAGGAUGCAAAAGUCAACUUCCAAAUGGACAUGUCAAUUUUGAAAAAUUCUGGGAACUUGCUAAACAGGUCAGUGAAUUUAUGACAUGGAAACAGGUUGAGUGUCCAUUUGAAAAGGAUCGGAAAAUAUUACAUUAUGUGCUGACUGCCCCCAUCUUCAGUGAGGAUGCACUUUACUUGGCUUCUUAUGAGAGUGAAAGUCCAGAGAAUCACAUUGAAAAGGACAGAUGGAAGACUCUGAGGUCGGCGCUUUUGGGCAGAGCGUAAUGUGUCAAUGACCUGCUGGAAAACUGUUGUUAUUUAUGGACACUUUUUGCACUUGAUGGCAGCAUAGCAGGCAGCCAAGAAUGCAGCCCAGUAUUGGUGAAUCAAGAGAGCUAAGACUGGCCUAGCAUGCUUGUUCAGGCCAGUAAAGACUUAAUCAUUCACAGACACUUUUAUGCUGAUUAUUUGCUGGAUGUUGCUUUCUGCUAGCCAAUCCCAUUGUCCUAGAUCACCUAAAAUGUCUUUAAAGAAGCAAAACUGGCAACACCAGGAAUUUUGCCUGUGGGAAAAGCAAAUACAUUUAAAAAAUAUAAACUAAGGUAACCACGCGCUGGCGGUGGUUCAUAUCAUACUGACGAAGUUAAUCCUACUGUUAAAGUUUACUGCUGGAUAGUAAACUGGGCAAACAAUGAAACUUACCAGUAUUAUCAGUAAUAAUUGCCAAUGCAUAAACUAUCUCCAUUUGAAAAGAAGAUAGAAAAGCACCUGUCUGGAUAGCUAACAGCAACUGAGCACUGCAAGGUUGUCACUGGACUGAUCUUCCAAUGGUGGUGUCUUUUCUUUUGCUGUUUACAAUACUUUGUUUCUUUUCUUUGUCAUUUAAAUUUAUUUUGUGAAGCUUUAAUUGUUUGUUGUAUUUAUUAAACAUGAUCUGUGCAAACAUGUAUACAAACUGAGGGGAUUACUGAAGUUCAGUAUAAAAAUUCAAUUUUAGUAUGAUUAUCAGUACAGUACUAGACUUUAUUGUAGACAAAGGAGAUAUGAAAUCUAUAUGUGACAGACAUAAUUCAUCCAUUAAAUUAUUGUUUAAUAAUUGUUUAAUAAAUCUGAUCCAUGAUUAGUCUGUAUAUUUUUCUUGUGCUUCAAGAAAAGAUUAACAGCUUGAUUUCUGUGCUCCCUAAAUCUAAUUAUUUUGUUGCUGUUACAAAAUGACACCUAUAGUUUCUUCUUUAGCUGAAGGAUUAAUUUCUAUUGUUAUCUCAUCACUAAAAUGGUCCAUUUAGGGCAAAUUUCAUACAAUUGUAAUUCAGAACCUGAUCUCCUAUCAGACCUGUGAAAGGGAGCUCCUGAUGCUAAUCAGGUAAUCUUAUAUUUUUGAUCUUGUAUAGGGAUGUAGCGAACGUCGGAAAAAAAGUUCGCGAACAUAUUCGCGAACUUGCGCAAAAAUGCGAGCGGU
Molecule: messenger RNA, 2959 nt
Organism: Xenopus laevis (African clawed frog)
Lineage: Eukaryota; Metazoa; Chordata; Amphibia; Anura; Pipidae
Gene: rasgef1b.S
Product: RasGEF domain family member 1B S homeolog
Exons: 14
Coding region: 367-1785 (472 amino acids)
Biological process (GO): small GTPase-mediated signal transduction; Ras protein signal transduction
Cellular component (GO): plasma membrane
Molecular function (GO): guanyl-nucleotide exchange factor activity; GTPase regulator activity
Source: RefSeq, a predicted model, not a curated record